CGCUUUAAAGGGCGUAAUUCAUGGAUUGGAGAAGCGUUUCGGUCCCUCACCGAAAACGAGGGGCAGGUUACGACAGUUUUAGGCGCCUGCGUAGAAGUAAAACAUUAAUUUUGCGGUUAACGAUGGCCCCUGCAUUGCGGCUUUCUUACAUGUGAUUUCACUGUACGUGAUUUGUAGUGCGCGGAGAUUUGGAGACAGGUCACUGGGCCAGUAGCAACCUCCUGCCGGAUGCUGCCAGUAGCAACGCGUCAUCCGACCUGGCCUUCGCGACACCUCUGAGCUUGCGAGCCCCGGAAGAAGUUCCUGCAAGUUAGCCGCUUCCGCUCCUCCGGAGGGUGCAAUGGGAAAGAGCAAAGCGCCCCCGGAAGUGACGCAGCGGAGCUUCUACUUUUUUCCGGUUUACGACCUCGUGAGAAAUUUUGUUGAGACAUGAAGCUGCUUACCCACAAUUUCUUGAGCUCGCACGUGAAAGGGGUGGGACCCCGUGGAUUCCCCCUGCGCCUGCAGGCCUCUGAGGUCCGCAUCAUUCCUGUGGAGUUCAACCCUAAGUUCGUGGCGCGUAUGAUACCGAAGGUGGAGUGGGCGGCGCUUGUGGAGGCGGCCAAUACCUUGUCCCUGGGCGGGGUGCCCACAGAGCCGAUUCAGGGAUAUGAGCAAAAUGAGGAUUUUCUGAGGACUAUGCACCACAUACUGCUGGAGGUGGAGGUGAUGGAGGGCACCCUGCAGUGCCCAGAGUCGGGACGUGUGUUCCCCAUCACCCGCGGGAUCCCAAACAUGCUGCUGAGUGAUGAGCAAACCGAGACUUAAGGGUGCCGGCAUCAGGUUUUCACACUGCGACUGUGUGUAUCUUUAUUUAUAUUCCUGUCGUUGAUUUUGUAACCCCAACUUUGACCGAGUGACACACCACACAGUGUUCUUGAGCUCGAUAUAUUUUUUUUCUCAUUAAAGGUUCAAAACCAAAA
This is a messenger RNA of Artibeus jamaicensis (Jamaican fruit-eating bat), 962 nucleotides long. It is a transcript of the gene TRMT112, whose product is annotated as tRNA methyltransferase activator subunit 11-2. Lineage: Eukaryota; Metazoa; Chordata; Mammalia; Chiroptera; Phyllostomidae. Gene Ontology annotation, biological process: tRNA methylation; peptidyl-glutamine methylation; rRNA (guanine-N7)-methylation. The record is from RefSeq and is a predicted model, not a curated record. The transcript has 4 exons. The coding region runs from base 430 to 807 and encodes 125 amino acids. Gene Ontology annotation, molecular function: protein heterodimerization activity.